Anopheles nili is the source of this 1242-nucleotide messenger RNA. RefSeq names its product ankyrin repeat domain-containing protein 54-like. Gene Ontology annotation, cellular component: cytoplasm; nucleus. Gene Ontology annotation, molecular function: hydrolase activity; protein binding. The transcript has 4 exons. The coding region runs from base 1 to 1242 and encodes 413 amino acids. NCBI's taxonomy places the organism in Eukaryota, Metazoa, Arthropoda, Insecta, Diptera, Culicidae. Gene Ontology annotation, biological process: purine ribonucleotide catabolic process. The record is from RefSeq and is a predicted model, not a curated record.
AUGGAUGGUGGCAUUGGAUCAGAAAGCAGGCCCAAAGCUGAGGUGAAGGAUGCGGAUACUAUUUUCGAUAAAAUCAUUAAAAAACAAAUUCCAGCCGAUGUGAUUUAUGAAGAUGAAAAAUGCAUCGCUUUCAACGAUAUAUCACCACAGGCGCCGGUUCAUUUUCUUGUGAUUCCUAAACAUAAGAUUGCAAAACUAGAAAACAGCGUACCGUCUGAUGUAGAGAUUCUAGGACAUUUGUUGCAUGUAGCAGGACAGCUUGGAAAAUCGAAAGCCCCCAAAGGAUUUCGUUUGGUUAUUAACAAUGGAGAUCACGGAUGCCAAACAGUGUACCAUAUCCAUCUGCAUGAGAAAAUGUGUGAUCUAUCAAAAGAUAUGGUUAAUGUUGUUUCGACUGACGCUGGCGCUUCAGCCAGCGGAACCAAGUUAGACAGUGUGGAAAAUCCGCUAAGUUCUGUUAUUGGUGAUCCUUUUGGUUCAACCGAUGUCCGGAAUAAAAUACGAAGCCGAUCAACAAUUGAUCAGCGUCAUCGACGAUUACACCAGCAGCAACGAUCAUCGCCGUACAUAAAAUGCCGUCCUUCGGCACUGCUUACAUCACGAUUUCUAGAAGCCGUUUCACAUAACAACACUGAAAAAGUGAGGGAAAUGAUUCAACAAGGAAUGUCGCCAAACACGUACGAGAGUUAUUUCAACCGUUCGGCUUUGCACAUUGCUUGCAGCCGAGGAUUUCGAGAUAUUGUUCAGUUGUUGCUCGAGAAUGGUGCCAAACCCAACAUACGAGACAAAAAUUUGAACACACCGCUCCAUUUGGCAGCAAGCACAGAAUGCGUUGACGUGGUACAGAUGCUGCUGGAUUAUGGCACCAAUGUGCUGUUACGGGAUUCUAAUGGGCUUUUAGCGUUAGACUUUUCCAUCGGUAAAUUGCGACUUUCGGAACGGAUCAUAUCAAAGAUGGCCAAACUAUCGCAGAGCGAUAUACACAAACACCGCCAGAAAACGGCUGAUGUAUGUGACCGAAUCUUUGCGGCGUUUAAAAUUCAGAUGAUGGGAUGCAGCGGCGAUCAGGAGGAACAACUGGAGGCAGCUUUGAACGAUUUCUCCGAACAACUCGAGAGGGUGCGUAAAAAGGAAAUCAACUUAGACGCGAUUGUAGACCAAAUCAACAAUCUAAAAGUGAAAAACGAAAUCGACAGUGACGUGAAUUCGUUACUUUCCACACUACAAACGUUUUCACUUUAA